AUGGUGAGCCGUUUCUUCAGUGCUAUCGGGGAGGUGCUGGCCCCCACCCUCCAGACGCCUCUCGAAGAUUUUCGACUGCACUGGCGCGCCAUCAAGCACUUCUACAUCGACGACAAAGAUGACGUGGAGGGCGAGGGCAUACCGGAGCACCUCAACCACAUGAUCCAGAUCCUGCUGGAGGAGGCCGACGCGAUGGACGGCGGGCGGCGAGGGACCGGCCCGUGCCUGGAGUUCUUCCUGCAGGAGCGCAUAUUGCCCAUCCUGUGCCAUCUGGGCGAGACCGACCGACCACCCGGGAUGCGCGGAUACGUGCUGGUGGGUGUGAGCACGGUGGUGCGAAACAUGCCCGGCGGGCUGCUGUUCAACAUGCACGUGCACGAACCCAUCCGUCGCCUGCUCGCUACCGCCGCCACCUCCAACGAUCACGCGGAGGUCAUCUCGCUGGCUCACGCCGUCGUGGUCAACAUCAGCAAAGAGAAGGUCGGUGGCGGCCUCGGCACCCUCUUCCUGCACCCACCAGAUGCGAAGGAACCCGAAUUCGUGCUGCUGGCGGCCCUGCUGCCGCGCAUCGAGCUGCCCGGGUUCGACGGCGAGCAGGCGCGGCAGGCGCUUGUCCAGAUCGUGGCGGAGCUGCGACAGGAGCUGUUGCGCGUAUUCGAGGAUGAGUUCGUGUUGGCAGUCCUCGGACCUGCCUUGCUACAGCCGAAUGACGCGGAGCUGGCGGUGAGCACGCGAUACGUGGGUCAUAUCAUCGACCACACCGAACCACCCCUGUUGCACGCCCUCUUGAACUCCAUCUUUCCGAUUGGCAAGUCUAGCGUGGAGGAGAGCAUGGGCAUCCUGGCCGCUUCGAUUACAACGCGCGUGGCGGCAGCCAACGAGGACGUGCGCCAUUCCGACCUCCAGCUCAUCGACAACGCGCUCAACCAGGCCCUCACGCUCCUCGUCUGCCCCUCGUCGUCCGCCCUCAUGACGGCCAGCAAUGGAGAAUCGAAGGAGGCGAGCGACCCAGGAGUAGAGGCGGCCCGGGCCUAUUUGGCACUCUUCCCCGCACGCGACGCCACGCCCACAGGCUACGAGGGAUAUCUGGCGGAUGCACACCACGCGCUGUCGCGUCCGUCGGCGCCCACGUCGCCCUCCACGCUGAGCUCGUCGUCGGCCUCGCUGCCGGGCCUCUACAGCGGCGAGCCCCUCGUGCAGGCCCUGUGGCAGCAGGUCGGCUCCUUCCUCGACCAGUCGCUCGACACCAACCUCGUCCUCACCUCGGCCAUCGGCAAGAUGGCGGUCCACCCGCACCCGGCCCGGUGCGCCGAGCUGGGCCUGCUGGGCAGCUACCAGGACGCGCUGUCGCUCCUCCGAGCACGCAUGCUCGGCGGCGGCGGCGAGCCCGAGCCCAAGCGCAACGGCACGGUACUGGCGACGCCACACGUCGAGGGCUUCCUCCAGGCGCUCCUGCUGCUCCAGGAAUUCCAGAAGGAGAUCGCCGCCAUCAUGCACGCCUCGGCGCUCGUAGGCCACCAUCAUCACCUCGCUUCACCAUCUUCAUCUUUAUCUCCAUCUUCUCCUUCCUCCACCACCGCAUCACCCUCGACAUCAAGGGCCGCCGCCUCUUCUUGA
Molecule: messenger RNA, 1617 nt
Organism: Acanthamoeba castellanii str. Neff
Lineage: Eukaryota; Discosea; Longamoebia; Acanthamoebidae
Exons: 12
Coding region: 1-1617 (538 amino acids)
Source: RefSeq, a predicted model, not a curated record